AUGGCGGAGAAGCCUGGAAACAGAGCACCAAGCAAAAACAAUGUCAUGACAAAUCCAAUCCUUCUGGCCAAAGAUCGCAAUAAACCCACUAGGGACUAUGCAUGGCCAAACCUCUAUGAUUUCUCUUUAGAAAUCAUGAGGCCUUCCCUCGAUGGAAGCAUAUUCGAAAUGAAAUCGGUGAUGCUGCAGAUGAUCCAGACUGCAAGACAAUUCGGAGGUUUGAAAAUGGAAGAUGAUCAAAAUAAGAUCAACGAGACUUCCCCUCAAUUCAAGGCUCCACUGGAAUCAAUAAUGGAAGACAGACCUUUAAGUUCCAUGGCAGCAGAUUUGACGUCCGCGAUUCCAGCUAUACCAAUUUCCGUUGUACCGGCGGCAACAGCCAGACGCCGCCGCGGCAGGCCGGCUUCUCCAAGACGACCCCGAACAACCAAUCCCAUUCUUGCUUCUUUAGGUGGAAUUGCAAUGUCUGGCCACAACUUGAGACCACAUAGAAUCACCAUUUACCGCGCCCAGAACAUUGUGGACAAAAUAGUGGCAUUUUGUAAAGAAGGUCAUCAGGGAGCUAUAGUUUUGAGUGCCAGUGGUGGUGCCGUUAUUUCAAGUGUAACCCUUCGUGGGACAAAAUCUCAAGAUGAAAUCUCGUUAGAGGGUAGUUUUGAAAUAUUGUCAUUAACAGGGAGGUUUAUAGAGAGUGAAAGUGAAAGUGCAAGCGAAGUAAGAGGACGUCUUCAUUUAACCACUUCGUUGGUUUUGCAAGAUAUGAGUGUGAUAGGCGGCAUUAUCACUGGUCCAUUAAUAGCUGCUUCACGAAUGAGUAUUUUGAUGGGAACAAUCGAUCCAAUUACAUCUAACAACCCACAAGCCGAUAUGAUUCCAUUGGCGACCAAUUUAAACAUAACAGAGCCAUCUUCUCACUUUGAUGCCUCAGCAUCAUGCAGCAAAUUCAACAUCAACAACUAG
Molecule: messenger RNA, 960 nt
Organism: Benincasa hispida (wax gourd)
Lineage: Eukaryota; Viridiplantae; Streptophyta; Magnoliopsida; Cucurbitales; Cucurbitaceae
Source: RefSeq, a predicted model, not a curated record